This is a messenger RNA of Mytilus trossulus (common blue mussel), 4741 nucleotides long. RefSeq names its product SE-cephalotoxin-like. Bases 86 to 2164 code for a protein of 692 amino acids. Lineage: Eukaryota; Metazoa; Mollusca; Bivalvia; Mytilida; Mytilidae. The transcript is spliced from 5 exons. The record is from RefSeq and is a predicted model, not a curated record.
AAAGGAAACAUCAGGUUGCAAUGUAGAGACAAUUCUGAAGUUUGGCACGAAUUUACUUUUGAAAUUUUUGAAAGCUGAACAAAUCAUGGUUGUGUAUGGUAAGCUGGCUAAAACGAACACUAAUUCCAUAUCACAGGUACGCAGUUGGACUCAGAACAUGUAUGAUUUCAGAAGCUCCUUACUAAGAGUUGUGAAAGAGUGUUCCUCAAAGAAGGUGUGUAAAGCUAAAUGCCAAAAUGGCGAAUGCGUCCACCUUUCAAUGGAAAACCGAGAUAUGUGUUGUUGUCCACAGUACUAUGAUGGAACACACUGUCAAAUACAUAAUCAAGUCAUCUUAGCAAUGGACACAGUAGGAGUGAUGUCAACAUUAAAUCAAGUCCCCAAGGCAGGGAAUAUCAUUGAUCUUAAAUUAGCAACCAAUUUGUUAAUUGCAUCCAUGAAGUGUAUUACGUUUGCUUAUGAAACUAUUCAAAAAAUAAACACUGAAACUAUACAGAAACAUGUUUUAACGACUUCUGAUCUUGGAUCAUUUUAUAAUACGUAUCUUAGCAUGAACUACCUGAUUACAAGUGCGAAAAAGAUAAUAAAAUGUGAACAAAUAUUAACACACGAAUACAAGAAGUCUAAGUUAUCGCGAUUUGCGUUUCAUUUGCAAAAAGCAUUGUACAAAAUAGACUCAUACUUCAAUUAUCGACGGGAUGAAGAUACAUUCCAGCCAGAGUCGUUGCUUGCUAGAGUCAUCAAACGCAAUAAGAAUGAAGCUUGCACAUCAGAUUUCAAAACAAAGAUAGAUAACCUCUGGAGACAAUUUCAUAUUGCGCAGGCAAAUGGGUUUUCCGUAUUAUUGCAAGUUCGCCAUGUUUUAAACAUACAUUCUCUUAAGGUUCCCACCUUAUAUGAACAGCGUGUCAAACAGCAAACACAGUUUUCAAAUGAUUCCACUUGUAGUGCAGAAAUAACACAUUCUAAGAAUGUUCAUUGUGAACAAUUCCAUCUGGCAAAGAAUAUGAACAUUGAAAAUAAGUGCAUGGAAGGAUUCGCUCGCAAAGGAACUUGCUAUAUCACAUGCAAAAACAUAACAUCUGAUUGUUUACCUUGCAAUUGUAACACUACAGGAUCAGUAUCACCUAUAUGUAAUUCAGAAACUGGACAGUGUCAAUGUAAAGUUGAUUUUCUUGGAAGGAAUUGCGAUAUGGAAGAAAAACAAGACUGUAAAUUGAGUGGUUGGACAUCAUGGUCUGCUUGUAGCAAAGUAUGUGGAGUUGGAGGUCGACAAGAACACUCUAGACACAUAAUAUUACCACAAAAGGGAAGUGGAAAGAAAUGUCAAGGUGAAAAGGUGGAAACCAGAACAUGUUUCAAGCGAUGUUGUAAUGGUACAUUUGAGUGUAAAGACAGUUCAAAAUGUUUCAUGGGAAUUAAAUGCCAACCUUGUAACUGUGAACACAAAAGAUCAAUCUCUGGCAUAUGUCAACCUAUUAAUGGUGCCUGUUCAUGUAAAUCAAAAUAUCAAGGAAGGCGGUGUCAAGAAUUGAAACCAAAGGAUUGCUCGGGAUUAGAUAAAACGGUAUAUACGAGUGGAGUUUAUACAAUCUACCCGGACAGUGGUUCUAGCUUUAAAGUGUAUUGUGACAUGGACACUGAUGGCGGUUAUUGGACUGUUUUCCAGCGUAGACUUAAUGGAAAGACAGAUUUCUAUCGUGGUUGGAAUGAAUAUGAAAAUGGUUUUGGUGACCUUAAUGCGGAAUAUUGGUUAGGAAACGACAAGAUACAUAGUCUAACAUCAGAAGGACAAUCUGUGCUGCGUAUUGAUUUAGGAGAUUUCAAAGGAGAUACUGCAUAUGCAAAAUAUAGACACUUUUCCAUUGGGGACAAAUCAAGUAUAUACAAACUGACCGUCAGUCAUUACAGUGGAAAUUCAGGUGACAGCUUGUCCCAGCAUAACGGUAUGAUGUUCACUACAAAGGAUAACGACAAUGACAGGUUUUCCGGAAAUUGUGCAACCGCAUAUAAAGGAGGUUGGUGGUAUAAUGAUUGUUAUCAUUGUAAUUUAAAUGGUCAGUUUGGAGAAAAGGGAGGACCCGGAAUAUCUUGGUACUACUGGAAAAAACAAUUAGGUAGUUUGAAGACAUCAACAAUGAUGAUACGGAAGAGAACAUUGUAGAAUUAUUUCACUGUCAACAAAUAUUUCUAUUUUUUUUUUAUGUAUUUGAAGAAAUUAAUGCUCUGUAUUUGUGCGAUAUGUGUCGAAAAAAUUGUACAUUGGUUGGUUUUGUUUUGUAAUUUCACAUCCUGGCACAGUAACUCUGGACAAAUAGAGAAUGUGUAGUCUGUGAAUCAGACAUGAGGGAAGUUGUAAUAAUUAUUGUAAUCAUUAAUUACAUGUAAUUGAAAACAGUUUUUCAAGUAAUCAUCAAUCAGUCAAUCAUCUUUUUACCUAUAAUUUAGUUUAAUCGACUACUGUUCAAAAUACCCUGUUAUUCUAAAAACUUUUUGAUUACAUUUGAUUACAAAAAAAAUCUGAAUCAGUGUUUACUGUUUAUAAAAUGUUAUGUAUUAAAUGAAUCUAUUUGUCAAUUACAUUUUUGUUUACAUAGUUCCCAUUCUUUUAAUCAUAUACAUUUACUUUUUUACUUCAGUGUAAAUAAAAUGAUAAAGUGUGAAAAGUUGUCAUUAGCCUAAGUAAAAGAUAUUUUGCAUAUAUUCUCCAUUUAAGGUGGUAUGGGAGUCUAAAAUAAAAAUUAUAGAAUUUGUUCAUACUUUGCCAAAAUGAAGUAUCUAUUGAUACAUGUUCAAAAAUAUUAUAAAAAUGAUAGGUCACCGCGCAUUUUCUCAAGCUACAGGUUGCGACAAAAUGACAGAUUUUGUAUGGAUUAUACAGGAAAAAACACAAUUUUUUUAAUAGAAACUAAACAAAAUGAUAGAAAUGUAAAAUAAAUUAGGAAAAGAUAGCUUUCAGACAAUGCUUUGAGAAUAUCAAAAGAAAAGAUAGGGUCGCCGUACGUUUUUUCCUGUUAAAAGACAAAUUAGGAAAAUUCCAUGUAUAGUCCUUUAGAAAAUGCACUGUUUUAGAGUUAUCUCCCCUUAAAAUGCCAAUUUGAAAAUAUUUAAAAAAAAAACCAAAAAUAAUCAACACUUGUAACAAUAUUAAUAUUUAUAAGUUAUGUUCUUAUAAAUUGGUUCUUUUAAAUGAAAAUUUACAUUAAAUAUCUGCAUUCCCGCAUCAAAUUUUGCUAACUGAAUAGAAAAUACGGACCUUAGAUUCUCUGUUUUUUACAAUCAAAGAGGGCGAAGACACCUAUACCUCCUUAAAGAGUAACAAGCGUAUAUUUGAUAGCAACUGUUAAAUAAAAGUAAUACUCUUCCUUAACCCCUUAGUCAUAAUCCUUUGUUAAUUUUGUUAUAAAUAUUGUUGCCUUUGAAAUGGCAGACGUAGGAGACCUAUGAAGGUGUGUAUGUAUUGCAUUUACAGAGCUGUAAGGCAAUACAUACAUGAUAUAUGAUAAAUCAGACAUGUGAACAUUUAACUAGUUAGCACAUAAAAAUUAAAAGUGUGACAAAUAUGUUGUUUAAAAUAAACAAAUUGUGGUAUAUAAAAUGCAAUGACAACAGAUUUUUAAUAAUUUUUAUUUUGUCAAGGAUUUCAAUAACAAUAAUAUAACACUUUGACAUAUGUUAUGCGGGAUGACGGGAAGAAGUACAAGCCACGACAGAUGGAUAUUAUCAAAAUAGAUUCAACAGUAAUUUUUUAAAAAGGAAUAUUCACAAAGACAAAACUUAAGAUAAAGAGUUUAUUAUUAAAUAUUAUUCAGAUGAUGUAUUAUUUGUUAAGUUUAUACGGAAUACGAUUGUAUAAGAAUGGCCUAAUUGAUUAUAUAGUAAACGUGCAAGUGGUUGUACAGUCAAUAACAUAUCCAACAUCAAUAUAAGGAAUUGCUUUGAACGUCUACUCAUUUAUUAGCUUUUAAACAUUGAUACAAGGAAGACUAUAUAUUAGGAAAAAGACAUCUGAACUUUUAUGUAGCAAUGACCAUAUUAUACAGGAUCAAAACUAAAGAACGUAAAUCAUUUGAUUAGUAACACCUUUUUAGUUUAGAAAGUCUUUUGUUUUGAAAUUUUCAUUGUCGCAAAUAGAAAAUAACCCAAAACAGUAUCAAUUGAUUUGCUAGCUGUCAAUGUCAAAUGCAACGCCCGUCUAGUUGGACAUAAACAAAAGAUCGACAGAAAGAAACACUCACACAAAUUCGGUAUAACAGUGAUGGUAUAAUUCUUUCUGCUUAAAUUAAUAAAUUUAUAUAUCAUAAUCUGUCUAUCGAAUUAACUGCUCUUCUGACAUUCUUUGGAUCAAUCACGAUGACAUAAUGCACCUAUUGCAUAUUUUAAUCGGUAUAAUUGUUUAGGGUUUACAUAAUAUCAGUAAGAAUUUCUCGUUUACAUAAGAUAAACGAUCUAUGUUAAAAUGUUUUGAAUUAUUUCCGUGUUUUAUAUCUUCAUCAUUACAUGUAUUAUUACUGUGUCUAUUAUGUUUUUUAAUCAAUAUGGUUGACAUACUUAUUAGUAAUAACAUUUAUACCAUAAAUAUUGAUUUUGUAUAUAUUGUUCCUGAAAUUAUAUCUGCCGGAUAAACUAUGAACACUUUUUAUUGGUGGCAACUGUCAUCAAGUAAUUAAACACUUGUCAACAUGUGUAUUCUCGCCAAAAAAAAACAAUUAAGUUAUUGUGAGUUUUCUGUUAUUUUAUC